Odocoileus virginianus texanus is the source of this 990-nucleotide messenger RNA. It is a transcript of the gene TMEM65, whose product is annotated as transmembrane protein 65. The record is from RefSeq and is a predicted model, not a curated record. Gene Ontology annotation, cellular component: mitochondrion. Lineage: Eukaryota; Metazoa; Chordata; Mammalia; Artiodactyla; Cervidae. Gene Ontology annotation, biological process: cardiac ventricle development; regulation of cardiac conduction.
GGUGCCGGAGAAGGGCGGCGCGUGGCUGACUCAUCCCUGUGNCGCUUCGAGUCCAUCGCCAUCGCCCAAGAAAAGUUGGAAGCUCAACCACCAACCCCAGGACAGCUGAGAUAUGUAUUCAUCCACAAUGCGAUACCUUUCAUAGGGUUUGGCUUUUUGGAUAAUGCAAUUAUGAUUGUUGCAGGAACCCAUAUUGAAUUGUCUAUUGGAAUUAUUUUUGGAAUUUCAACUAUGGCAGCUGCUGCUUUGGGAAACCUUGUGUCAGAUUUAGCUGGUCUUGGACUUGCAGGCUACGUUGAAGCUUUGGCUUCCAGGUUAGGCCUAUCAAUUCCUGAUCUCUCACCAAAGCAAGUUGACAUGUGGCAAACACGUGUUAGUUCACAUUUGGGUAAAGCUGUCGGAGUGACUAUUGGCUGCAUUCUAGGAAUGUUCCCUUUGAUCUUCUUUGGAGGAGGUGAAGAUGAUGAAAAACUGGAAAAGAAAAAUUAACUCACGUAGAAUACCUUUAAAAAGAUGUAAACUAAUGUACCUCAGUUAUCAAAUAUGCUGUCAACAGCAUUUAGGAAUUAAGACAGUAACAGUGUAUAGAUAACGGGAUCAAAUAAUUCAGCAUGUAUUAUGGAAAACACUAACUUAUUGUGGCUUGGUUUUCUUAGGACAUCUUUUUAAAAAUUUUUGUGUAAAUUGGUAAAAUGCUUUUUCAUCAAUGGCAGUCAACAUUUUACCUUUUCUUUUUCUUUAUAUACCAAAAUUCCAUUUAAGUAUCAGUUGUUGAUGUACCAUGCUAACUUGAGAUUUACCUGUUUGUUACUUACCAUGUGUACACGCAUGAAAGCAUUUUCUGUCGUUGUUGUCUCCUACAGUUACAAUUCAACCUUAAAAUUUUUUCCAAAUUACUUAAGAUGUUUAAUAUCAGUUGAAUAUUUCUUUUUUACUCUCUUUUUGGCAACAUCAAUUUUGUACUGUUUCACAGUAAACAUUUACAAUCAU